AGCAUGACUCCACUGAUCAGCUGACUUUGAAUGAGAUGCUUUGCUGUCGAAGGACCUUUUAAGCUUAAAACCAGCCAAUAGAUCCGCGCAAUGCACGAGAAGACGGUUCAGUUUCAUUAAAACAAUCAACACGGAUUCAACACUGAAACUGCUCUAUUUAGUCUUCUAAACCACCACCAUGACCGAAUUCUGGUUGAUCUCAGCACCAGGAGAGAAAACAUGCCAACAGACCUGGGACAAGCUGAUGAUGGCCACGACCCGCACAAACAACCUGUCAACCAACAACAAGUUUAACAUCCCGGAUCUCAAGGUGGGAACAUUAGAUGUCUUGGUUGGUUUGUCAGAUGAACUAGCUAAAUUAGAUACCUUUGUGGAAAGUGUGGUGAAGAAGGUGGCCCAGUACAUGGCAGAUGUUCUGGAGGACAGCAGGGAUAAAGUUCAAGAAAACCUACUGGCCAAUGGAGUUGAUUUGGUAACUUACAUCACAAGAUUUCAAUGGGACAUGGCUAAAUAUCCCAUUAAACAAUCUCUCAAGAACAUAUCAGAAAUCAUCUCCAAGCAAGCAAUGCAAAUUGACAAUGACCUAAAGGCUCGGGCUUCAGCUUACAACAACCUGAAAGGAAAUUUGCAGAAUCUUGAAAGAAAAAAUGCGGGAAGCUUGUUGACCAGGAGUUUGGCUGACAUAGUGAAGAAAGAGGACUUUGUAUUGGAUUCCGAGUACCUGAUUACUAUGCUGGUUGUCGUCCCUAAAACUGGCUAUGCUGAGUGGCAGAAAACAUACGAAACUCUGUCAGAAAUGGUGGUACCCCGUUCAACAAAGCUGCUGUUUGAGGACACUGAAAGUGGCCUGUUCAGCGUCACUCUGUUCAGAAAAGCCAUUGAUGACUUCAAACACAAAGCCAGAGAAAACAAGUUUACUGUGCGUGAUUUCCAGUACAAUGAGGAGGAAAUGAAGGCAGACAAAGAGGAGAUGACACGCCUGUCCACCGACAAGAAGAAACAGUUUGGACCAUUGGUACGAUGGCUCAAAGUGAAUUUCAGUGAAGCAUUCAUUGCAUGGAUUCACAUAAAAGCCCUUCGUGUUUUUGUGGAGUCGGUGCUGAGAUAUGGGCUGCCUGUGAACUUCCAGGCUAUGUUGCUUCAGCCAAACAAGAAGAACAUGAAGAAGUUGAGAGAGGUCCUUUAUGAUCUGUACAAACAUUUGGACAGCAGUGCUGCAAUCAUUGAUGCCUCUAUGGACAUUCCAGGGCUAAACCUGAGUCAACAGGAGUACUACCCUUAUGUUUACUACAAGAUAGACUGCAACUUGCUGGACUUCAAAGUUUAGUUACAUUACAUUGCCAUCUUGCAUUGAGUUUUAUGUGACAUUUACACAUAUAUAACUGUGCUUUUUUAAACACUUUUGAUUCUUUGUGUCUCUUAUUUUGGGACAAAACCAACAUUUUUGUUUGAAAGUCUGACUGAGAAAUAUCCUCUAACUUCACAAACAUUUUGUACAUUCCCUGUAUUAAAGUUGAAAAUUGUGCAUUAUGAAAGUACUUUAUUCAAAGUGGCAAUUUGCUUUGUAUGCUGUUAGGGAGGAGUAACUAGAUAAUGUUGCAUAUUUUAUUUAUUUAUAUAAUUAUUCUAAACUGAUGUAUAUUUUUAUUUGUUGUGAGCUCUAUGUAAAAACUGUCUGUUUGCUAGUGUUCUAUUUAAGUCUGUAAAAAUACUCGAAGCGUUUGCUUUAACAGGUCCUAAUAUAUAAUGCUUGGUGGUUGUAAACUUUUAAUAUGUCUGUAUAUUAAGCUACAAAUCCCACUGUCUCGCAGUAUCUGAAAUUGUAUUUAAAGCUCAUAUAAUACAGAAUUAAUAAAUACUGUAUGUGGUUAACA
Messenger RNA from Boleophthalmus pectinirostris (great blue-spotted mudskipper), 1874 nucleotides. It is a transcript of the gene atp6v1c1b, whose product is annotated as ATPase H+ transporting V1 subunit C1b. Lineage: Eukaryota; Metazoa; Chordata; Actinopteri; Gobiiformes; Gobiidae. The record is from RefSeq and is a predicted model, not a curated record. Gene Ontology annotation, biological process: proton transmembrane transport. The transcript is spliced from 13 exons. Gene Ontology annotation, molecular function: proton-transporting ATPase activity, rotational mechanism. Gene Ontology annotation, cellular component: vacuolar proton-transporting V-type ATPase, V1 domain; lysosomal membrane. Bases 179 to 1327 code for a protein of 382 amino acids.